UCUGAAAAGAUAGUUUUUAUGACUUUUACAUGCUUUUUUGUAUCUUUCACAGCAGGCUGAGGCAGCGAAACCAGCUGACUCAAAACCACCAUCCAGAAGUAUCAAAGAGUCUCGUUUUGGUAAGAACAGCUCCUUAUCAUCGGCCGGGCUAAUGACAACAGCUGCAUUUGCGAUGGCGUCACCUGCACCAUCAGUCGACCCACCUGCACCGCCAGAGGUCGCACCUGCACCGCUUGAUGUGGCAACUGCAUCGCCAGAGGGAAUAGGGAAGUCCGAGGUAGUUGGAAUAUCUGCUCCAAAGGAUGACAGCUGUGGAACUGGCUACAAACUAGUUGGCGGGGCUCUUAUCCGGUUGGCAAAAGAAAUUCAGUCCCAUCACUACGCCAUGGCGGCAUGUAAGGAGGAAGGAGCCACGCUGGCCAUGCCGAAAACAGAAGAACUGGACGUCGCUCUGAGAAACCUGGUCAAAACGGAAGGAGGCAACAAGGAUCACUGGAUCGGCUUGGAGGAGAGAGGGGAGACCUGCAGCUGGUAUUGGGUGGACGGGUCGAAGGUUGACAGCAACCAAUAUAAGGGAUGGUAUCCAGACCAGCCAAGCAACCCCCGAUAUUUUGGAUGUUUGGUUACUUGGUGUGGUCAGUACUGGUCAGGAGACACAGCCAGUCAUGAUCCCAUGUGGGACGACACCGACUGCUGGCGGCAGAAGAGCUUCAUUUGUCAGUGUUAAAAAGUUAAACCCUUCCCGCGCCAAGAUGGCGCAUGAGUUUAUUUGCAUACUGAUGAUUUG
Branchiostoma floridae (Florida lancelet) is the source of this 787-nucleotide messenger RNA. RefSeq names its product CD209 antigen-like protein E. The record is from RefSeq and is a predicted model, not a curated record. Lineage: Eukaryota; Metazoa; Chordata; Leptocardii; Amphioxiformes; Branchiostomatidae. The transcript has 3 exons. The coding region runs from base 152 to 727 and encodes 191 amino acids.